GUCAUCAGGGUGGCGCGCUUGUUGCUUAGGCCAGAAGUACAAGGGUGUUGAAGUUCCUACUCGCUGCAAAUAAAGAUGGCUGUUAAUGUCUACAGCACCAGUGCUACGUCCGAAAAUCUUAGUAGACAUGAAAUGCUAGCAUGGAUAAACGAAUCACUAGUAACAUCUUUCCAAAAAGUCGAGCAGUUAUGCACCGGUGCUGCUUAUUGUCAAUUUUUGGACAUGUUAUUUGAAAAUUGUGUUCCUAUGAAAAAAGUAAAAUUUGAUGCUAAAUUAGAACAUGAAUUUAUUCAAAACUGGAAAAUACUGCAAAAUGGAUUCAAAAAAUGUGGCAUUGAUAAAGUUAUCCCAGUGGAAAGGCUAGUAAAAGGUAAGUUUCAGGACAACUUUGAAUUUUGCCAGUGGUUCAAAAAAUUCUUUGAUGCCAACUAUGCAGGUGGGGAAUACGAUGCUGUGAAGGCACGAGGUGGUGUUGACCCAUCAGGUUGUGGACCAGCUGGAUUGUCAAUCGCAAAGAAACCAUCUGGCAUAGCUACAGGAGUAUCUGCAAGAAAGCCAGUAGGGGCUACUCGUGCGCCUGCCCCGAAGCGGGCACCGGUAGCUAAACCAAUGCAAACACGCACUUCACCUGCAGCACCAUCGGCAGGUCGAGCUGCCCCGCAGAAGAACCAGACACCCACGAGAAAUGAUGUCAACGAUGAGCAGAUCGGCGAACUAACAGGACAGAUGGCAGAGCUAAGAGUCACUAUAGAAGGCCUAGAGAAAGAGAGGGAUUUCUACUUUGGAAAAUUACGGGAUAUAGAGGUCUUGUGCCAAGAGGCGGACGGGGAGUCAGACACCAAUCAGCGUAUUUUACAGAUUCUUUAUGCAACUGAGUUGUUUCAACAGGGUGAAACUGAACAGAAACAAAAACUUGCUUGCGAAAGCCGCAAAGAGGACGGAUUUGCAGCUCCCGAGGAAGGCGAAGGUCUCGGCGAUGAACAGGAGGAAUACUAGGACUUCGAUGCAAACAACCUUUCAGCUGAUAUCGGCCUCACUUGAAUAAUAAACGAAAAGCAUUUGGACGUAAUCAAUUGUGUUUAAUGUUUUGUUAGUAGAUCGUUUUAAUUUCUAUUAUUUUAAAAAUCAAACCACUAUCUGUUCCAGUUUACUGGGCAUUUAACCGUAAAGAAACGGAACAGUUCACGUACUCUGUGAUGUCACAGUUCCAUUUGUAUUGUUGCUUGUGUAGUUCAUAUGUUUAGAAUAAACCUAGGGCAGUUUCACUGCCACUGAUUAAUUGAACCUGUAGCACGAUGGCGCCCCUAAAUCAGCCAUAGUUCCCUUAAGAUCGUCUCUUUUUUUGAAGUACACUACUUUUUGCUCACAUCCCCGCCCCUUAGUACGCUAGUUUUUGCUUUCCUGGCCGAUUCGAUUAUACCUUCAACGCAAGGUGUUUUGUUGACUAACAGUAUAGCUCUUUUAAAAGGACUUUUCCUAGUAAAUAUUAUUUUCAAUUCCAGUCCCGAUAUUUAUGACCGAUAAGCUUACGGUUAAUUUACACUUAGUGCUCGUAGUGGCUAUUUUUGUCAUAAUUGUAAGUUCUCAGGUGGGAAGUCACCACCGUGUUCAAGAACAGAUGUCGGAUGCAUUAAACUUCCUAAAGGGUUUUAGUUUAUCAAUUAGCUUUUCUUGCGUAAAAUUCUUUAGCGAAUGAGGGCAUCAAUAGAGUCGAAAA
Messenger RNA from Rhopilema esculentum, 1717 nucleotides. RefSeq names its product microtubule-associated protein RP/EB family member 1. Gene Ontology annotation, molecular function: microtubule binding. The record is from RefSeq and is a predicted model, not a curated record. NCBI's taxonomy places the organism in Eukaryota, Metazoa, Cnidaria, Scyphozoa, Rhizostomeae, Rhizostomatidae.